Messenger RNA from Callorhinchus milii (elephant shark), 1159 nucleotides. RefSeq names its product mycophenolic acid acyl-glucuronide esterase, mitochondrial-like. Gene Ontology annotation, biological process: protein depalmitoylation. Lineage: Eukaryota; Metazoa; Chordata; Chondrichthyes; Chimaeriformes; Callorhinchidae. Gene Ontology annotation, cellular component: mitochondrion. The record is from RefSeq and is marked provisional. Gene Ontology annotation, molecular function: palmitoyl-(protein) hydrolase activity; hydrolase activity, hydrolyzing O-glycosyl compounds.
AGUAAGGAAGUGGAGACUGAUUUUCAAAAAGAAAAUCCUCUCGAGUUUUGUUCUUCUUUGAUGACCGUAAGCAGCUAAUCCCACAGUUUGCUGAGAACAGCUGUGUGAGCUGGAAGAUAUGGCCUGUGUUCAGUUCCUCACUCGCCAAGGCCUGCCCCCACUGGCGUACUUCAGGAGUUGUGGGCAGAAUCCUGGUGUUGUCUUCCUAACGGGUUUCAGGUCCAACAUGAAUGGGAUGAAGGCUUUGGCCCUGGAGGAGUAUUGUCGUUCUGAGGGCCGGUCAUUUGUCAGGUUUGACUACACUGGUUGUGGGAGCUCGAAAGGAGAUGCCGACAGUUGCUUCUUAGGAAAUUGGAAGAAUGACGUGCUUUCGGUCUUAGACAAUCUGACCACAGGACCACAGGUUCUGGUGGGCUCCAGUAUGGGGGGGUGGCUGAUGCUCCUCGCUGGACUGGCUCGCCCCGAGAAGAUUGUUGGUCUGGUCGGCAUAGCGACCGCCACUGAUCACUUUGUAAACGCUUACAAACAGCUCCCCCUUGAGUCAAGGCAGGAGGCUGAGAGAACAGGUCAGUGGACAGUGGCUUCCAAAUACGCUGACAGCGGCUUCUACACGAUCAAGAUGGACUUCGUGAAGGAAGCUGAGGACCACUGCCUCCUCCAGGGGACUGUGCCCAUCUCCUGCCCGGUCAGACUCAUCCAUGGCAUGGAGGAUGAGCUGGUACCCUGGCAGAACUCUGUACACUUGGCAGAGCGACUUGCCAGCCGGGAUGUGGACUUGCUGGUGCGGAGGAGCGGAGACCAUCGUAUGACACGCGAUGAAGACAUCCAGCUGCUGGUGGCUGUGGUCAGGGACCUGGUGGGGAAAAUCGAGAGAAAUGGCCUCAAAUCCUAAGCCCAACUGGGUCACUUGACAGGUGCAGCCUUUGGUGGCAGUGAAUGGCCGAGGUGUCGUUGAGUAUUUGCUUUUGAGAUCGGCGAUAAAAUGUUAAAAAAAGAAACAAAUUGCUUUGGCUGAUAAGAUCGCAAAAGUCACAUCUGUCUUUGCUUGAGCAAAAUGGACUUUGACUUCCCUCGAAACGAUAGAGAAGAGUUUCGGUGCGUGUCAUGGUCUCGGUGAAGUGUUUCGAGAAGUUCCGUUUACAAUGAAAGCCGCUGCACA